Staurois parvus is the source of this 306-nucleotide messenger RNA. The record is from the annotation of a GenBank genome assembly. NCBI's taxonomy places the organism in Eukaryota, Metazoa, Chordata, Amphibia, Anura, Ranidae.
UGUUUGAUCCUGACUUCUCUGAUCCCCCCUUUCUUCCAGUGUCCCCCUCUUAUCGCCUACUAAGAAAUAUCAUGUGGAGUCACACUGCACAAUCUCAGUUUUCUUUUUAUCUUGGAAGAGUGCAUGUGAUCAGCACAGGGCAAAUCAGCACUGCCCAGACAGAGGUCAGGGGUUCUGCAUCCUCAUACAGGAAAAUGAAAACUCCUCCUACAAGCUUUAACAUGUGCUUGUCUGGACACUGAUAGAGGUCACAAGACUGCUCUAACUGCUGAUGAGAAAAGGUAUUUAGCAGUUUAGAUUUACUAA